CUUGUAGGUCAGCUUUUUCUCGUUAGGUGACCUAAGUUAACGGCUUGCUCUCAGUCUCCGGUUCGACAGUCCUCAGAACCGAAACAGCCAAAUCCUCCGGUGGAUAUCCGACCCGAAUUCAAGAUACUGUCUUUAGAGAGGAUUUUACAGGCACGGACAUUGAGCAUUUCUUCGAGGGUAGUCUUAAACAAUUGCUACUGUAGAAGAACAGGAAUUCUGAUAGCUGUUGCAUCCAUUGGGGAAUGUGGAUAAGAUGUGCCAUCAAAAUUCUUGUGUUCAUUCGUCUGUAGAAGAGGCAACUGCAGCUGAAGAGACUCUCCUGAUAUAUUGCAAGCCCGUUGAACUAUACAAUAUUCUCCGUCACCGUGCUAUAGACAAUCCUUCAUUUCUUCCAAGAUGUUUGCAUUACAAAAUACAAGCAAGGCGUAAAAGGAGGUUGAAGGCUGGAAUUGUAAUAUUCAACUAUAGGGACUACAACAACAUGUUACGAAAGACUGAAGUAAUUGAGGACUUCGCUUGUCCAUUUUGCUUGAUGCAAUGUGCAAGCUUUAAGGGUCUGCGGUAUCAUUUGUGCUCUUCUCAUGACCUAUUCAACUUUGAGUUCUGGGUAACUGAAGAGUAUCAGGCAGUGAAUGUCUCUGUGAACAUUGAGAUAUUGAGAUCUGAGACAGUAGCUGCCGCAGUGGACCCACAUCCGCAAACAUUCUUGUUCUGCUCAAGGCCACGAAGGCGUAGGCGAACGGACCCUGAUCAAAAUGAAAAGCGUGGUAAUGUACAGUUCCUGGAGUUGGACUCACCCAGACUAGCCGGGGAAGGCUUACACAAGGGGUUUUUGGAGAAGGAUGAUGAUGUUCAAUCCUGUAAAGGUGAGAAGAUUUCCAAGUCAUUCCCCAGUGAUGAAGACAUGCAGAAUGGAAGGGUUGGAGGAGGAAACUAUGGUCCUGAUUAUCCCAGUGCUAUUGGGUGCAUAGAGCGAGUUGCAUCCAGUUCUAAUGUUCCCGGUGUUUCAAUUGCCACGGCUCAAUCUUCUGUGGACCCUGAAUUUGUAAAAUCACUAUCUGUAAGUGAUCCUGCAGUCCCUGCUAAAGCAAGGAAAUUAAACGUGGAACGGUCAGAUUCUAGAAGCCGUGUCCUCCUGCAGAAACGACAGUUCUUUCACUCUCAUAGAGUUCAGCCUAUGGCAUUAGAUGAAGUACUUUCGGAUCAGGAUAGUGAAGAUGAAGUUGAUGACGAUGUUGCAGACCUUGAAGAUCGAAGGAUGCUUGAUGAUUUUGUGGAUGUUACCAAAGAUGAAAAGAAGCUUAUGCAUCUUUGGAACUCAUUUGUAAGAAAGCAAAGGGUACUGGCAGAUGGUCAUGUUCCCUGGGCAUGCGAGGCAUUCUCGAAGCUUCAUAAACAAGAGCUGGUCUCAUCCCCAGCACUCUUUUGGUGUUGGAGGCUAUUCAUGAUCAAACUUUGGAAUCAUGGUCUUCUUGAUGCCUGCACAAUGAACAACUGUAGUUUAAUUCUUGAAAAAUGCCGAGAUGAGGGACCAGAUGUUAUGAAAAGCUAAAGAGGAGAUGAUUAACUUCUUCGGCCUUAAAGAGAACAAAGAUUUCUUUUACAUUAAUUUUUUUCCUCCAACUAUUCUUGCCUAUUUGUCAAUCAUAAUUAGACCAGAAAUGUAAUUCAUAUUCUUUUGCAUACAAAGAAGUGCAUCGAGGGCUGUCCCUUGGUGCUGUAUUCUUAUUUAAACGGGCCUCAUUUUUUAACUGUGGAGAAAAGAAUUCAAAUAAGUUUAGUUUGGCCUUUUCAACCCAUGGGUGGGAUAACCGACACCCUAAUCCUAAUCUUGUCAUUUCUUUCUUAUAGAAUUGAUUGUAAAAUAUGUUAUAGAUCAGUUCCUGUUUUCUUUUCCCU
This is a messenger RNA of Quercus lobata, 1899 nucleotides long. RefSeq names its product polycomb group protein EMBRYONIC FLOWER 2-like. NCBI's taxonomy places the organism in Eukaryota, Viridiplantae, Streptophyta, Magnoliopsida, Fagales, Fagaceae. The coding region runs from base 254 to 1552 and encodes 432 amino acids. Gene Ontology annotation, cellular component: nucleus. The transcript has 16 exons. Gene Ontology annotation, molecular function: chromatin DNA binding. The record is from RefSeq and is a predicted model, not a curated record.